Molecule: messenger RNA, 2004 nt
Organism: Cladophialophora yegresii CBS 114405
Lineage: Eukaryota; Fungi; Ascomycota; Eurotiomycetes; Chaetothyriales; Herpotrichiellaceae
Exons: 2
Coding region: 1-2004 (667 amino acids)
Biological process (GO): transmembrane transport; oligopeptide transport
Cellular component (GO): membrane
Molecular function (GO): dipeptide transmembrane transporter activity
Source: RefSeq, a predicted model, not a curated record
AUGCAGCAGGUUGAGCUUUCAGAUCUCUCAGCAGAAUCCUCUCGGAGCAAGAGGGCGAUUAGCGAAUCCAUUUACCAUGACCAGCUUGAAGCAGACGAAGACAUACAGGCCGAGGACAAGCCGCUUAUGUCUACCGAUCUAAAUAAUGAAGUUGAUAUUCAGCCUACGGAACAGGACAUCGCGAUGCUUCCGAGGGUAUCGGAUAAGGUCCCAUGGCGUGUCUACACUGUUGCGUUUGUUGAGCUCUGCGAACGAUUUUCGACUUAUGGGACCACGAUCUUGUUCCAGAACUUCGUCCAACGCAGCCUGCUCACCUCUACUGGGCGAGCCCCUCAUCCCGACGGGGAUAUCGAUAAUAAUCCUGGCGCACUUGGGCAGGGUCAACAAGUGGCUACUGGCCUUGGGACGUUUUUCUCCUUCUGGUCGCAAACGACGCCGUUGUUGGGCGCCUGGGUUGCGGAUACAUAUCUAGGAAGGUACCAGACAAUCAUGGUCGCUAUCGCAAUUGUGGUCGUUGGACAUGUGAUCCUGGUCAUUGCCGCUCUGCCUUUAGUCCUCCAACACACCCAGACAGCCCUUGUCUCGUUCGUACUGGGGCUUAUCGUCUUCGGUUUCGGCACGGGCGGCUUCAAACCAAACAUCUCUCCUCUGAUCGCAGAGCAGAUCGUCCAUGACCAGCCGCGCAUCUCAUUUGAUCCCAAGACAGGGGAGCGCGUGAUCAUUGACCCAGACCAGACGGCAGCCAGGAUUUAUAACUGGUUUUACCUCUUUAUCAACGUAGGAGCACUCUUGGGCCAAAUCACCAUGUCGUACGCGGCACUGUAUGUCGGGUACUACCUAGCAUUUCUGCUUCCAACACUGAUGUUCCUCCUCUGUCCGGUCAUAUUGCUUCUCAACAAGAAGAACUACCGUCUCACGCGACCGCAAGGCUCAGUCCUUGGUCCGGCCGUUUCUUUUCUCAUCUUUGCUGUCCGGCCACAUUGGUCGUGGAAUCCGCUACGUACGAUUAGCAACCUCCGCGGCACGAACACCUUCUGGGAGGAUGCGAGACCCUCUCUUAUCCCACCAUCUAAACGGCCGACAUGGAUGGCACCCGCCAUUGAUGACGCCUGGGUCUCGGAACUGCGUCGCGGGGUACAAGCCUGUUCUGUCCUCCUCUGGCUCCCACUCUACUGGCUCACCUAUAGUCAGAUGAACAACAACCUCACGUCUCAGGCCGACACAAUGCGCCAUACCGGGGUCCCGCCUGAGAUUGUCUCCAACCUUGACCCACUAGCCCUGAUCAUUUUGAUACCCAUCUGCGACCUGUUCAUAUACCCGCUCCUGCGCAAACGCGGUGUGCGGUUAACGCCGAUAAGGAAAACGACUCUCGGAUUCUGGAUCGGCUCGAGCGCGAUGCUCUACGCCGCCUUCUUGCAACAGUACAUCUACACGCACAACGCUUGUGGAUAUCAUCCCACCGAGGGUCUUCCCUCCACCUCACCCGUCCAAGACUGUCCUCCUGCAAUCAUCUCUAUCCUCUACCAAGCACCGAUCUACCUCCUUGUCGCCAUUAGCGAGAUCCUCGUCAGCAUAACAAGUAUGGAAUACGCAUUCACAAAAGCACCUAAGAAUAUGAGAUCUAUGAUUCAAGCAUUUGCACUUUUGAUGGGUGCCCUGGCGAAUCUGAUUGGAGAGGGGUUCCUGUGGCUCGCAAGGGAUCCAUUUCUCGUAUGGAACUAUGGGCUCAUGGGCGUCGUGGCGUUUGUUGCUGGAUGUAUGUUCUGGUGGUGCAACAAGGAAUUGGAUUGGGAGGACGAAGGACUGAGUCCAGUAGCACACGUAGGGAUCCGGAGUGCAGAGCGGACAGGUCAGAAUGAGGAGCAUGGGUCGGAAUUCAAGCCUGAACGUAGAGGGAGAAGUAUUGACGCGAGCCGGAGUGUCGUGAGUGAUGAUUCCGAGGAAGAUGAGGAGACCCUGCUUCGUGAUAGACUCCACAGGAGGAUGAACGGGGACAGUCCGUGA